CUUGAAUUCACGCCAAACUCUGUCCACCGAAAGACUAAAUACGAUAACGAGAGAGCCGUUAAUAUUUGCUGUGAUUUCUCGACGGGAGGCCUACUGUUAGGCGUUGUCCACACGUUUGGUAUACCGAAGGAGGCCUCGAGACCUAAGUCUAAGAAGACCUAUAAUCCGUCCAUUAAUAAGACGAUUCAGUCGGCCAUUCGUAUCAUUAAUAUAAGCGACGACUCAAUCAAAGAGGAGUGGAAAUACACUCAACACAAGACACACGCAGAGUGCGAGUAUUCCUUCGCCUUCUCACACAACACAUUCAGGUUUGCUUCGGGAUGUGAUAACGACUCGAAUGUCUUUGUUUGGAGUUUCGAUAAGGGGAACAAAAAAUGGGAUUCAAUUAUCAUUGACAUCAACGCUAAAGACAAUAAGAAGAUCUUAAGAGGCAAAUCCAAGAAAUCAUUGGAUUCGUCGGUAUUUGUGGACGAAUUCACGUUCAGUUGUGACGACAAAUACUUGAUAAUGAUUUUGUCGGACAACUCGAUGAAA
Messenger RNA from Oppiella nova, 534 nucleotides. The record is from the annotation of a GenBank genome assembly. NCBI's taxonomy places the organism in Eukaryota, Metazoa, Arthropoda, Arachnida, Sarcoptiformes, Oppiidae.